AUGAUCUUUGCCAAAGACAACAUUACAAGUGAAGCCUGCCUUGCUGUUCAUCUGUCGAGGAUCCCGCUGUUCCACAUCGCCACUACUGUAGGACCCUGCAUCAUCCUGGUGGUACUGAUGAACAUCACAUUCAUCAUGCCCUUAGACAGGGGCGACCGGAUCGCGUUUGGAGUGACCAUUCUACUCUCCAUGGUCGUGUCUCUCGUGUUUGUGACAAACGUACUUCCUGUCAAGGGGGCAUUGCCUCUUUUCGCUACGCUGAUCAUCUUGUGGAUGGGGCUGAUGGGAUUAUUCCUCUUCUUCACUCUGGCCAUCAUCUUCAUUCACGACCGGCAGGGCAGCCUGUCUCCGCGGGCGAAGAUAAUUUUCCUCCGCUACAUUUCAAAGAUGUUGCUGCUGGGAGAUCUAACAAAGGAGAAACGUACAGGUGACGGAGAGGCUGGUUUGCCUCAGCUGUCUGACAUAGAGAUAACCAACCACGCCUUUCAAACUGAUGAUAUGGCGGCCGUCGACGAAGAAAAAAGGAGCACCGAGCAGCCAUCAACGCCUCCCACAGCUACAGGGCUGGAGACCACCGGUUCUUCCGGUCUACCUGAGCUGAUCUCGUGUGUGAAGGAGAUGACCAAGGCGGCUAACAACCAAACAAAGGAGCUGGGAGAGCUAACCAAAGCCAUGAAGAACGAGGAGGAUGUGUCUGACUACACUCUGCUGGCUAAGGUCCUGGACAGGCUCAAUCUUGUCAUGUACAUCAUCAGCAUCGUGAUUACCAUUCCUAUGACCAUGUAUUUGGGCAAGUAA
This is a messenger RNA of Branchiostoma belcheri (Belcher's lancelet), 798 nucleotides long. Its product is annotated as neuronal acetylcholine receptor subunit alpha-2-like. The record is from RefSeq and is a predicted model, not a curated record. Lineage: Eukaryota; Metazoa; Chordata; Leptocardii; Amphioxiformes; Branchiostomatidae. Bases 1 to 798 code for a protein of 265 amino acids. The transcript has 4 exons. Gene Ontology annotation, biological process: monoatomic ion transport. Gene Ontology annotation, cellular component: membrane.